AUGCGAGUUUUAUUACAUUUCGGACUUUUAUUUACAAGUACAUUUGCGGCAAGCCUGUAUUCCAGUAUUUAUAGUGAUUUAAAAAGGCAUGCUCAUAUAAGAGUAGCUCGAGAAACACGUGCAAAAACGGAUUGUGCUGAACCUUGCUCACUGGGAAAACUUUUCUGUAUGAAUGGAUCGUGUGUUCCGGUAAAUUGCAGCUUCAAGUGUGAAUGCCAAACAGGAUAUGACGGAUGGUUUUGUGAACGAAAGGUACCGACAGUUGCGGAGGAAUUUCAAGUUUUAUCAGCAAGUACUGUUGUGACCAAAGGCCUCUCUUUUGAACAAACUAAGAGAACCAUAUCUUCAAUAAAUACUCUCGAAGAUAUAACGUCAUCGAGAAAUAUUAAUGUGAUCUCAUCAUCAUCAACAACAUCAUCAUCAUCAUCAUCGUCAUCAUCAGUACCUCCUUUAACACAAUCAUCAACAACGAUAUCAUUAUCAACACCAUUGCCUGUGUCGGAUCAUACACAUUUUGCAAAUACUACUCCUGCAUAA
Molecule: messenger RNA, 537 nt
Organism: Ruditapes philippinarum (Manila clam)
Lineage: Eukaryota; Metazoa; Mollusca; Bivalvia; Venerida; Veneridae
Exons: 1
Coding region: 1-537 (178 amino acids)
Source: RefSeq, a predicted model, not a curated record